CAUCUCGUGACAUUUUCCCGAGACUAAGAUAGAUGCAGAUAAGCCGUGCCCCCCUGGCCCGAGAGCCCAGAGCCCCAUCAAUUCGGUUCCACCAGGACCACUACCCCGCGUUCUCCUUUGGCAAAAAAACGUCACAUCACAGUUGAGGCUCGCCGGUACCAUACAGCAGAGCACGCGAUUUCCGCAGCCAAAGAACACAGACAACCCUUUUAUGCCUGUCUAGUUGCCCUAUUCUCUACCUGGCAGCUCAAGUAUAAGCCUUCCUAAACAGUGAAAUGGAACCUGGAGCCGGCCGAAACAAGGUAUCCAAGCGGUCGUCGAAUGCCUGUGUACGUUGUCGUCGACAGAAAAUCAAAUGCUCAGGAUCUCAGCCGUGCGAUGCAUGUGGCAAGCGCAAACAGUCCUGCACCUUUGACGAAAGGGAUCAAAGAAUCGUCGUCACCAGAGGCUACAUCAUCGACCUUCAACAGAGAAUUGAACGGUGGGAGCGGAGCCGAAGCACCAAUGAGCCAGCCCAAGUGUCAAUCGAGGGCGGCCAGCGUCCCGAUAAAGGAGGAAACAAGCGACGGUGAUUUGCCCAUGAGGGAUGAAUCAAGUGGCCCGAUCAUUGCAGAUGGUACGCAUGAAAAGGAAAGUCAGGAGACUCGGCCUAAAGCGCCAAUAGAUCCUGUCGCAUCGAACCUCAU
Molecule: messenger RNA, 686 nt
Organism: Colletotrichum acutatum
Lineage: Eukaryota; Fungi; Ascomycota; Sordariomycetes; Glomerellales; Glomerellaceae
Exons: 4
Coding region: 276-572 (98 amino acids)
Biological process (GO): regulation of DNA-templated transcription
Molecular function (GO): zinc ion binding; DNA-binding transcription factor activity, RNA polymerase II-specific
Source: RefSeq, a predicted model, not a curated record